CAUAACAACACAAGAGUAGACUACCAUUAUCUUUGUAGUGGCACAAAGUCGAACGCAAGGAAGCAGUCUUUCUCAAGUCUGAAGCAGCAGAGAGCAUAGAAUAAUAUCACACCAUCAGCUCGGAGCCUAACAGAGUCGAAAAGCACUGCUGUUGCUGCUACCUAAAGAGCCAACGAUGAAGUUCACCAGUAGAAUCGGCCGCACAGGGCUCCUAUUCCUUGCAGCCAUUCUGGUUUGUGAUCCCCUCAACUGGGGGUUCGUGAGCGCCGAGGAGGAGAAUCCCGAGCCUACCCGACAACCGACUCGAUCACCAACCAGGUCCCCCACAUUCGCUCCCACCAGGAGCCCAACACAUGCACCAACGAAGGCUCCGACGAAGGCGCCAACCAAGGCACCAACCAAGGGGCCAACCAAGGAACCAACCAAGGCGCCAACAAAGGCGCCAACGAAACAACCUACGGACGGUCCUACCCGAAAGCCCACCAAAAAGCCAACGAGGAAUCCAACAAAGAAACCAACAAGGAAACCGUCGAGGAAACCCACGAGAAAGCCCACUCGAAAGCCGAGCAGGAAACCCACCAAGAAGCCCACUCGAAAGCCCACAAGGAAGCCCACAAACAAGCCCACGACUGCGAAAACAAACCCCGUUGCGCCAACACCGGCCGUUCCCGGAACACCGGCAACAACCCCCGCUCCCACAACCAUCGCUCCAACAGCAGCACCUCCCUCGGUGACCGUGAGCGUCUUGAUCGCCGUCCCCGCCGCCACCCCCCCGAGCGUCGUCGAAGAACAGGUCGAGCAGGCCGUUCAGGACAUUUUGGAGGCCAGCUCCGUCGGUACCCCUGCCAACUACCCCGUUACGUCCCCCGACGGCAAUGCAGCGACCGAGGCGCCUGAUGGCAACGUCACGACUACGGCCCCUGUCAGCAAUAAUACUAUUGGACUCCGUCAUCUGCAACAGAGCAAGCAACAGAACAACAACAACAACAACAACGCCGAUCUUCCCAAUAAUUGCUUCUUGGAACCAACGCUCACCGGAAGUACUACCGACGCGGAUUGCGAGUCACUCGGCAACGGAUCGUUUGCGUAUGUAUGCGGUACCAAUGUGGCCGAAUUUGUUUGUUGUAAAAGGGACCGUGGAGCUCAAAUCAACUUUUCGCGCGGCGAAGGAGGAAAAUGCCAGAGAAGCACCGAAAUCGCAGGAGGAGGCGGUGCAGGAGGCACAGGCGGUGGCACUGGCGGCGGUGCAGGAGGUGCUGGUGGCACCGGAGGCACAGGCGGCACCGGAGGCGGCGGCACUGGUGGCGGUGCAGGAGGGGCUGGUGGCACCGGAGGUGGCACUGGUGGCGGUACAGGAGGUGCUGGUGGCACCGGAGGUGGCACUGGUGGCACAGGAGUAGUUCCUCCCACCGCUCCUCCCAAGGCCGUCAGAUACGAUCCCGCCGUCAACACAAUAGACGUACUCACCAUUCCGGAGAAUUGCUCAUCGUUUACAGUCGAAACGACCACCGGCAACCAAUGCCUACGCGUCAUCAUUACAGUGACUGGAACCACCCAAGCAAGUCUGACUGUCUUCGAGAGCAAGAUCGAAGAGGCGGUGGAAGAUAAGACCCUGGAAACCCAACUCGCAACCUUCGGUCUAACUGCACAGACCGAGAUGGUUCCUGUGGCGGUCCUUUCUACGGAUGCGCCAACCGUGGCUCCCAGUACAUGUCGAUCGAUCUGUACGUGUUACUCGAAUAAAAUUCAACUAUGUUUGGUUCUUGUUGUCGCUGUUGCUCUAUCUCGCAGUUUGGAAGUUUCAUUAUGAUUCAACAUUUCACACUCUUUUUUUUCUUGUUUCGGUUUCCAACAUGGUUCACUUUUUUCCACCAGACGAUAUCGCAUGCUCAGAUUUCCUGGUGCUUUGUAGCCUGAUCAAUCAAGCUGGAUUGGAGAAUGUACUGAGCGACAGCAAGAGCAACAUGACUUUGUUUGCACCCACGGACGCUGCCUUCAACGCCGCUCUAAAGGCCGGUUUGGAUACCUCUGAAGUGCUUCUACUCAGUGAGACCCUCCUCUACCACACGGUGAAAGACGAAGCUAUCAAGUCGACAGACAUUGAUUGCGAUGCCACAACUGACCUAACCAUGGCCAACGAUGAAAUUACAAAAGUCUCGUGUAAGGGUACCAAAAAGAGAAUUAGAGUAGAAGGAGAGGGAAACGAUCCAGAUAAUUUGCCGAAGGUGGUAGUUGCAGACAUCGAAGCUUGCAAUGGUUUCAUCCACUCAAUUGAUCAAGUUAUUCUGUUGGGUCUCGAAACGGGAACAGAGAAUCCAACGUCGGAGAUUACCUACGUCGACUUGUGUCCGCAAUUUUCGGAUGACUGUCAAAAGUGUCUCGAAAAUGAUGAUUGUCUGUAUUGCCGAGACGAGCCCGGGAGCUGCUUCAACAGGUAUCCAAAUCUUCGCGCGCCGGAUGAAACCCCAGAUCAGAACAAAGGCUCCGGUGGCAAUAAGGUUUCGAGAUUGCUAUUUUCCGACGACCAACGAUUCCUUCAGGAGUGCAAAGGCAUUCUCACCAGCACGGCAUCUGUCUGCGACGCCCCGACAGAGGCACCUGCUGGUAGCCCGGACAAAGAUGGCGACUCGAAAGAUACAACUUCUGGUAAGGAUUCCGACAAGACCGAUACGAAAGAUCCCGAUGCUGACAAGGACAGCGAUAAGGGCAGCGACAAGGACAGUGCUGUUUCUUUAUUCUCGGCAACGAAUGCGAUUGCAAUCGGAGCAGCCUCUACAAUUCUUUUGUACAUUGUGUAAUCAAUCAACCAUGGAGAUUUAACAGAAAAUUGAUGGGCAAUGAAGCUAUAUUUAGAGC
Molecule: messenger RNA, 2856 nt
Organism: Pseudo-nitzschia multistriata
Lineage: Eukaryota; Bacillariophyta; Bacillariophyceae; Bacillariales; Bacillariaceae
Source: the annotation of a GenBank genome assembly